UUGAACGAAUCAAUUGGAUAGACGAGCUACGAUAAUUACUGGAUUUUCAGUAUUACGUAAAUUAUUCAACGACACGCGGUAGAUUGUGUCUGCCUUAGACACUUAAGCGAAAUCUUUAGUUGAAAAAUUGCAAUUCGCCGAUUCGACCGAUUACGACUACAUUUUACCAAUCGAAAUUGAUUACGAGUAAAUCUCUGGUGGAAAUUGCUGCGCGUUCGUUAUCCUCGAUGGCUGAAUCGUUGGCAAGUCACGGCGUAGUGCCGGACGUGGUCGACAAAGCACCGGAGAAAGUACUAAAUGUUGCUUAUCCGAACAAUAUCACCGUCGACAUUGGAAAAGUGUUGACUCCGACGCAAGUCAAGGAUCAGCCAGAAAUCAGUUGGGAUGCGGAUGCGAACGCCUAUUAUACUCUAUGCAUGACCGACCCUGAUGCACCGAGUCGUAAAGAUCCGAAAUUUCGUGAGUGGCAUCACUGGCUGGUAGGAAAUAUUCCUGGCGCGGACGUUUCGAAAGGAGAGGUCCUUUCCGAAUACGUCGGGUCUGGUCCGCCGAAGGGCACCGGGUUGCAUCGUUACGUUUUCUUGCUGUACAAGCAGUCCGAGAAGCUGAAGUUCGACGAGAAACGCUUAACGAAUAGGAGCGGCGACAACCGAGGACUAUUUUCGAUAAGAAAAUUUGCCGCGAAGUACAAACUCGGCGAUCCCAUCGCCGGGAACAUGUACCAGGCGGAGUUCGACGACUACGUUCCCCUCCUCUACAAACAGCUGGGAGGAUAAAAUCGUCCCUGAAGCCUUUGUUCGCGGAGAACUCAAUUCUUCCAAUGUAACCUACGACGUAUCAUUAAAUCUCUUACUUAUCUAA
Messenger RNA from Megalopta genalis, 861 nucleotides. RefSeq names its product protein D1. Lineage: Eukaryota; Metazoa; Arthropoda; Insecta; Hymenoptera; Halictidae. The record is from RefSeq and is a predicted model, not a curated record.